AUGCUAACACCAGCUCUGAACAGUCAAAAUGCACUCCUUCUGGAGGAAAAGGAGAAGCACGAGAAGGAGCUGAGGAGCCAAAUCAUCCUUGAAGCUGAAGAGUUCAAGAAGGGUUUCGUUGAGAAACGCAAGCUGAACCUUGAGACAAGCAAGGAUCACAACCGGGAAAGGGAGAAGCUUUUCCUCUCCAACCAGGAGAAGUUCCACAAGGGAGCAGACAAGCAGUACUGGAAAGCGAUAUCCGAGCUCAUCCCACAGGAGAUUGCACACAUCGAGAAGAGGACGGGCAAGAAGGACAAGGACAAGAAGCCCGGGAUCAUCGUGGUCCAGGGCCCCAAGCCUGGGAAGGCCACAGACAUGGCACGGAUGCGCCAGAUCCUGUCGAAGCUGAAGCACACACCACCGCCACACAUGAAGCCACCUCCACCACCCGCCGCGGCACCCGCCGGGAAGGACGGAGCUAAGGCCGCCGCUGGAAAGGACGGAGCUAAGGCGGCAGCGACACCUGCUGCCAAGGAUGCCCCUGCCAAUGGCACUGUCCCUGAGAAGGAGAACGCCCCACCCGCCGCCGCUGCUGCCCCCGCAGCAGCAGCUCCGGCGCCACCAGCUGAGCCCAUCGCCGCUGCCUGA
This is a messenger RNA of Triticum turgidum subsp. durum (durum wheat), 630 nucleotides long. NCBI's taxonomy places the organism in Eukaryota, Viridiplantae, Streptophyta, Magnoliopsida, Poales, Poaceae. The record is from the annotation of a GenBank genome assembly.